Parnassius apollo (apollo) is the source of this 387-nucleotide messenger RNA. Lineage: Eukaryota; Metazoa; Arthropoda; Insecta; Lepidoptera; Papilionidae. The record is from the annotation of a GenBank genome assembly.
AUGUUACGGACAGUGAUAUUGAAGAUGAGCUCUUUGGAGAUGAUGGUAGUGAUGAUGAGUACUAUUUUGAGGGCUUGGAUGUCUCAUCAGAUGACGAAGAAGAGGCUGCUGAUCGGCGGCAUAUUACCGCUGUCGCAGUCUCAUAGCCCAUCCGAAGAGUCCCAACCAUCAGAAAGCACUGCAACAUCUACAGUAGGAUGGACCACGACAUGGAGCCAAGACAUUGAAGUGGCAGGAAAAGGGCACGCAGAAAAAGUUGUGAUGCAAUUGAUGGAAAAGCAUCUUCAGAACGGCCACUCAUUGUAUAUGGACAACUAUUACAAUAGCUUCCAUUUGGCAAAGCGUCUUUUAGAAAAUAGAACAUACUGCACUGGAACCUUGCGAUAA